This is a messenger RNA of Physcomitrium patens, 2353 nucleotides long. Its product is annotated as alpha-amylase type B isozyme. The record is from RefSeq and is a predicted model, not a curated record. NCBI's taxonomy places the organism in Eukaryota, Viridiplantae, Streptophyta, Bryopsida, Funariales, Funariaceae. Gene Ontology annotation, molecular function: alpha-amylase activity; calcium ion binding. Gene Ontology annotation, biological process: carbohydrate metabolic process.
AUACAUGUAUGUUUUUUUCCAUUAAGUUCAGUUAAAGCACUGACACACCAAGCUCAACAACCCUAAGAUUCCCCAUAAUCUAAACAAAGCUCCAAACUCCGCACCUUUCAGUUCCUAUCCUACCAACAGAUUAGUACAAAAAGCAAAACAACCCACAAACAAAACAAAACAAAACAAACCCUAAAUAUGAAGCUGCUGCAGGUUGUGCACAGGAAGCACGAGGAGAAGUAAGAGAAUCCGGCGCGGCGCGUGAAGAAUCAGAUGCUGGUCGAUGAAUCUGCAGGUUUCUGACAAUGAAUGCGUGCGUGCCGGAAUCCCGAUGCGAAGAAGCGCAUCGGUGACGCUGCCAGAAUCGAUAGAAAGAUGAGCUUCCUCAGCGUGAGCUGCUGCAUCGGCGCACAAUGCUCAUCGCUGUGGAGCAAGCACGGCGCGGAACGAUGGACCGGGGUGCUUCAGCAGAAGAAGCAACCCGCGAGAACCAUGCCUGGUCCAGGUUGGAAUCGCUCCGUGUCUCCGGGAAGAAUCAUCUGCAGCCGCCGGAGCGGAACUCGGUCGGGAGCCGUUGCGUCGCUGUUCACCAGCGACGGACAGGAGCGGUUCUACAACAAAGAGCUGCAUAAGCGGCAGUUUGAGUAUCACCGCGGUGGACGAAUGCGGCCCGCACGUCCAGUCCCUGUGGACAAUUCCAACAUCAUCCUGUUUCAGGGGUUCGACUGGGAGUCACACAAUCACAACCCAAGCUGGUGGAUCCACUUCCAGUCUAAGAUAGAGGAUUUGUUCGAGCUGGGCAUCACCGACGUCUGGCUCCCUCCAGCUUCUCAAUCCGUCGACAAGCAUGGGUAUCUGCCGGGUCAGCUGUACAAUCUAGAUUCGUCUAGGUACGGGAAAGGCAUCGAGCUGCGCAACCUGCUGGACGUGCUGCAUAUGCACGGGAUGUGUGGGAUUGCGGACAUUGUGAUCAACCACCGCACGGCGGGCACACAGGAUAAGCAGGGCCACUGGAACAUCUUCGACGGCGGCGUCCCCGAUAAGCGUCUCGCUUGGGGCGCUUGGGCUGUGGUGGACAAUGAUGUAUACAAUAGUGGAGGGAAAGGGAAGCAUGACACGGGGGAGAGUUAUGGGGCCGCUCCGGACUUAGACCACACAAGCAAACGAGUGCAAGAUGAACUCACUGAUUGGAUGAAUUGGUUGAGAGCUGAGGUGGGAUUCGAUGGUUGGAGGUUUGAUUUUGCCAAAGGUUAUGGUCCUCAAUAUUGUGGUUUGUAUUGUGAGCGUACAUGUCCAUCAUUUGCAGUGGGAGAGAUUUGGACCUCCAUGUCAUAUAAAGAUUCAUCACUUCUUGCAGAUCAAGAUGCACACCGGCAAAAACUAUGUGAUUGGAUCGAUGGAACGGGAGGGAGAGUGUGUGCCUUUGAUUUCACCACCAAAGGCAUCCUCCAAACUGCUGUUGAAGGCCAACUCUGGCGUCUACAAGACUCCUUUGGAAAACCGCCAGGCCUUAUUGGAUGGUGGCCGCAAAAAGCAGUAACAUUUGUUGACAACCAUGAUACGGGGUCCACACAACGACAUUGGAGUUUUCCGGACGAUAAGAUUGCCAUGGGCUAUGCCUACAUUCUCACCCACCCCGGCAUUCCUUGCAUUUUUUAUGAUCACUAUUUUAAUACACAUUUGAAAUUUCAAAUCAAAGAGCUUGUCCAAGUUCGCUUGCGCAACCAUAUAAAUACUGAAAGUAAAGUCAGUAUUAAAAUUGCGGAAGCUGAUAUAUAUGUGGCCAGUAUUGCCGAUCGUGUGCUUGUAAAGCUUGGCCCUCGAAUGGACAUGGGAUUAUUGUUGCCUAAUGAAAGAUUUUGGAAGCUAGCAACAUCUGGAGAAAAUUAUGCUAUUUGGGAAAGCACAACACCACCCACCACAACUAUGGAAUUACCCAUACAAACUCAUGAAGAUGUUAAACUUGAUCAUAAAAGUGUGCCCAAUAAUCUACCUAUCAAAGUUCGAUUGGUUAACACCAUGAGCACCAAAACUAAGAAGAGGAUUUUAGAAGAAUAUCCAGAGCUUCUUGAUACUAAUAUAGAACCUACAAAAGAAUUUAGUUUUGAGGCACCCCACAAUGAAGAGAACUUCAUUUAAAACAAAAAAAAAACAAAAAAAAGGUAAAAUAUUUGGAGUCUUGUAAAUUGUGUAUGUAUGUACAUAUACAAAUAAGAAAAUUCUAGUAAAUUGUGUGAAUAAUCAAUACUUUUAUUAUGUAUGUAUUGAAUAAAAUCAUGCAAAGUAUUUUCAAAACAUUUUUGUAACAAUGUUCAAUUUACUUAUUAUGUUUAAUAUGCUUUGACAUCAGUAAAUUUCCAUACAA